Thamnophis sirtalis is the source of this 1173-nucleotide messenger RNA. It is a transcript of the gene H2AZ1, whose product is annotated as H2A.Z variant histone 1. Lineage: Eukaryota; Metazoa; Chordata; Lepidosauria; Squamata; Natricidae. Gene Ontology annotation, cellular component: nucleosome. The record is from RefSeq and is a predicted model, not a curated record. Gene Ontology annotation, molecular function: structural constituent of chromatin; DNA binding; protein heterodimerization activity.
AAGGGCUCAUAGAAGGCGGGAGAGGGUGCAGUUUUGAACUGGAGCUGUCGCUAAAUAGCAGGGGCGGCAAUCGAAAUAACCGAAAAAGUAGCCGUAUUCGAUUGGCCUAGACGAUCCUCUUCGUUUCUCCACCCGCUAGCGGAAUCACCUCACUGAAAAUGGCUGGAGGAAAAGCUGGGAAGGACUCCGGAAAGACGAAAACCAAGACUGUAUCCCGAUCACAGAGAGCCGGCUUACAGUUUCCUGUUGGUCGUAUUCAUCGGCACCUGAAAUCGAGGACAACAAGUCAUGGACGUGUGGGGGCUACAGCUGCUGUUUAUAGUGCUGCAAUCUUGGAGUACCUCACAGCUGAGGUUCUUGAGCUGGCAGGGAAUGCAUCUAAAGAUUUGAAGGUAAAGCGAAUUACUCCUCGUCAUUUGCAGCUUGCAAUAAGAGGUGAUGAAGAACUGGAUUCAUUAAUCAAAGCAACAAUUGCUGGUGGAGGUGUAAUUCCACAUAUUCAUAAAUCUCUCAUUGGAAAGAAAGGUCAACAAAAAACAGUUUAAAGAAUUACUUAUUAGAACUUUCAAAAAGCUAUGUUGUCCAUUUUUAGUGGAUUUCCACUGGACUUCAUCUGUGAAAUACAAUUUUGCCUUUCUUUAAUCUUGAAGAUGGAGCCCAUCAAGCUUUCUAACCAAAAUUCUGCAUUGAAGUCUGAAUCUUAUUUAAGUGUUACAUGGCUUCAGAGAAGCUAUUGUCUGUAGUGGUUCUUGACUGUUUUAGAUAUGUUGGAUUUUAAUGGGAUUCUUGACAUUGUUGCUACUCUGUAAUUUUUAAUGCAUUGAGUACAUUUAUUCAAUUAUACUAUGAAAAUUUAAAACAGAUUUGGACAUCAACAUUGCUAAUUAAAUGAAAUUAUAAAAAUUUGAAUUCUAAAGCUUCGAUAUCACUCUCUUGUAUUUAAGAUCAAAAAGUUCCAAAAGAGAAAUAUCAGCAUUGUCUAUGUCUUUGUACAGAACCUUAAGUCUGGUGAAGGAGUUAAAUGAAUGGAUUGCUUUAAGGCAUUUGAAUCAUUUUUAAGUUGCUGGAAAUGUGUAUGAUUAGUUAGGUCAAGUUCUUGAAAAGUACUUUACAGUAAGCUAUGUAUUUAUAUUGUUUAACUAUUUGGUCCCCAUUUCGUGGAAGCUGCUGAUC